This is a messenger RNA of Cryptomeria japonica (Japanese cedar), 1112 nucleotides long. Its product is annotated as universal stress protein PHOS34. The record is from RefSeq and is a predicted model, not a curated record. Lineage: Eukaryota; Viridiplantae; Streptophyta; Pinopsida; Cupressales; Cupressaceae. The transcript has 6 exons. The coding region runs from base 164 to 799 and encodes 211 amino acids.
AAUAUAUAUGACUUUAAAACAAUUAUUGCCUACUUACCCCACCUCCUUAAUAUAUCUUCCCUACCUCAUCCUAAUAUACCUUUCCAAUAUGUAGUUCCGAAAGCAUCUUCUGGGAUCUGGUCGGGAUAUUUUGUCAAACAGUUUGCGAGAAAUCGAAUCAACGAUGGGAUCAUUGAGACGCGUGGUGGUGGCAGUAGACGGAAGCGAGGAGAGCAUGCGGGCACUUGAAUGGGCACUGGACAACAUAAGACUGUGCGCUCCUCAGGAGGGCGACGGAGAUAAGGGAGGCACGUUUAUUAUACUUCACGUCCAAUCACCACCCACAAUAUAUGCAGGUCUGAACCCAGGAGCCAUCCCCUUCGGCGGACCCGCUCAUGUGGAAGUCCCCGCAUUCACAGCAGCAAUUGAAGCACACCAGACACGUAUUACUGAAGCUAUCAUGACACAUGCACUAGACAUAUGCAGUCAGAGAGAUGUUAAUGUGGAACAGAAGGUUGUGGUGGGUGAACCUAAGGAGUUAAUUUGUGAGACAACUUCAAAGUUACAAGCAGAUCUUUUGGUUUUGGGCAGUCAUGCUUAUGGAGCACUCAAGAGGAAGACAAAAUCAGACAAAGGUGUUUGGGCCAAACUGAUAGGAUGUCUGCUUUCUCCUUGUUCACAAUUGUGGUACCAUGAUCAAUUAUAUGCCAAUGCGAUCAAUCAUGACUUGCUUAUCCUCAUGCUUGAUGUGAUCAACAUCGUUUACAACUUGCCAACAUGCUUGGAUGCUUCUGGGAAGUGUCAGCAACUAUUGCCUUAACAAUGCCAAAUGUCCUGUUACUAUCGUCAAGAGUAGUCAAUAAUGCCCCUGAUAAUAGUUUCUUCAAGAGUUGUUUCUCAUCUCACAAUCUUUGUAUGAAGUAUAUCUGUACAUGAAAUAUUAAUGCCUUGUUUCGUGUGCAUUAUUUAUAAUGAUUUGCUAACAUGUUAUGCUGUAUUUGAGACAUAUAUAGGCAUAACAUUUGAUAUUUAGAGGACCUAUAUAGGUGAUAUGUAUUGAUGUGUUUUAUUUAUUCAUUAAAGGUACAAGGAGUCUUUAUUAAAGAACACAUAUUUGAAGUAAGUUAUGAAAA